Molecule: messenger RNA, 2585 nt
Organism: Coffea eugenioides
Lineage: Eukaryota; Viridiplantae; Streptophyta; Magnoliopsida; Gentianales; Rubiaceae
Product: phospholipid--sterol O-acyltransferase
Exons: 15
Coding region: 66-2018 (650 amino acids)
Biological process (GO): lipid metabolic process
Cellular component (GO): cytoplasm
Source: RefSeq, a predicted model, not a curated record
ACGAUUCCGCCACACAAACACCGGCCAUUGCCAGCGCCACCAACAGCGGUGUUGCAAGUUCGCUUAUGAGAGGAGGACAAGUCGUAGUCGUCGUCGGACUCAACGUCCCAAUCAAAACUCCUAGUAUCAUCUUCCUUCUCCUACUACUGCUGGCCACUGGCAAUGGAGGAGGACACGCCGCCAGUGCCAGUGGCGACUUCACCGGAGAUUACUCGAAGCUGUCGGGGAUAAUCAUCCCGGGUUUCGCCUCCACGCAGCUCAGAGCUUGGUCAAUACUCGACUGCCCUUACUCUCCUCUCGAUUUCAAUCCCCUCGAUUUGGUUUGGCUCGACACAACCAAACUUCUUUCUACUGUUAAUUGCUGGCUCAAGUGCAUGUCGCUUGAUCCUUACAACCAGACAGAUCAUCCCGAAUGCAAGUCCCGUCCUGACAGUGGUCUCUCUGCCAUCACUGAGCUGGAUCCCGGUUACAUUACUGGUCCUCUCUCAUCUGUGUGGAAAGAAUGGGUUAAGUGGUGCAUUGAGUUCGGUAUUGAGGCUAAUGCUAUCAUUGCUGUUCCUUAUGACUGGAGGCUGUCACCAUCAAAGCUGGAGGAGAGGGAUCUUUACUUUCACAAGCUCAAGCUGACUUUUGAAACUGCUCUCAAGCUUCGAGGUGGACCCUCAGUAGUUUUUGCUCAUUCGUUGGGAAACAAUGUAUUCAGAUAUUUCUUGGAAUGGCUGAAAUUAGAAAUUGCACCUAAACAGUAUAUCCAGUGGCUAGAUGAUCAUAUCCAUGCCUAUUUUGCUGUUGGAGCUCCUCUUCUUGGUGCAAUCGAGACAGUCAAAGCAACUUUGUCUGGACUUACAUUUGGUCUUCCUAUAUCUGAGGGUACAGCUCGAUUGAUGUUCAAUUCUUUUGGCUCUUCGUUAUGGAUGAUGCCAUUUUCCAAAUAUUGUAGAACAGAUAAUGCGUACUGGAAGCAUUUCUCCAUUGGAAGCAAAAAAGGUCAUCUUGCCUACCAUUGUGAUGAACACGAGUUCCAGACAAACUUCUCUGGAUGGCCAACAAAUAUAGUUAACAUUGAGAUUCCUUCAGUUCGAGGGGAUGAUGCUUAUCCAUCUAUUGUGGAUAUUGCACAGGCCAACUCAUCUGGCAUGGAAUGUGGAUUUCCUACUCAGUUAUCCUUUUCUGCUCGUGAAAUUUCAGAAGGGACUUUUUUCAAAGCAAUAGAAGAUUAUGAUCCUGAUAGCCAGAGGCUGCUGUAUCAAAUGCAGAAGUCAUACCAUGGCGAUCCAGUUCUAAAUCCCCUAACACCUUGGGAAAGACCUCCUCUGAAGAAUAUAUUUUGUAUUUAUGGAAUCGAUAUGAAAACAGAGGUUGGUUACUACUUCGCACCUAGUGGGAAGCCGUAUCCUGACAAUUGGAUCAUAACCGAUGUGAUAUAUGAAAUUGAAGGAUCUUUGUACUCCAGAUCAGGGAAUCUGGUUGAAGGAAAUCCAGGUGCAGCUAGUGGAGAUGAGACGGUACCAUAUCACUCCCUUUCUUGGUGCAAGAAUUGGUUGGGACCAAAAGUGAACAUAACAAGGGCUCCUCAGUCAGAGCAUGAUGGCUCAGAUGUACAAAUUGAAUUACAUGUAGAACAUCACCACGAAGCAGAUAUCCUACCCAACAUGACACGGUCACCUCGGGAGAAGUACAUAACCUAUUAUGAAGAUUCUGAAAGCAUUCCAGGGAAGAGGACAGCUGUCUGGGAGCUUGAUAAAGCAAAUCACAGGAAUAUUGUCAGGUCACCGGUUUUGAUGCGGGAACUAUGGCUGGAGAUGUGGCAUGACAUUCAUCCUGAUAAAAAAUCAAAUUUUGUUACUAAAGGUAAGCGGGGACCUCUAAGGGACGAAGACUGCUACUGGGAUUAUGGAAAAGCUCGGUGUGCAUGGCCUGAGCAUUGCGAAUACAGAUAUGUAUUUGGGGAUGUUCAUCUUGGACAGAGCUGCAGAUUGAGGAAUAGUUCAGCUGAUCUGCUCUUGCAUUAUGUAUAAUUUAUGAGGUAAAGUGGAGAAUUUUGUUUCUUUGUCUGGAGGUUGAGUAGGAGCUCAAAGGACAGGAAGUAAAACAAUUCAGGGUGAUUGUUGGGAGAAGUGUUUUGAGGGGGAAAAAAGAAAGGGGGGGGGGGAGGGAAGGGGCUAAGAUCCUCAUUGACAGCACUAAUUCGUACGGAAGAUACCGACUUGGAUCCCGAAAAUUCACAUAUCGGGAAUUUGAGGAAUCAAAGAAGCAGCAGCAGGAGUAGGUCAAUGGCACUAUCUCGUGAUGCUUUGCCCGAAGCUCUUUUUCCAACCAAAAUGGAAUAUGAGACCCCAUUCCCCUGAGCUCGAAUAUAUAUGUCCCUGCACAUCUAUUUACCAUUGGAAGAAAACCAAUCCUCAUUGAUACUUUAGGCGAUAAAAAUGUAAUAUUUGCACUGAAGUUGAUUGUACUGAUCUUUGUUUGAUAUGCCUCUGCAGUAAUCGGGAUCAGUUUCAUUAUGCCAGAUUGAUGAGAUGAUCUCGUUCCUGUACAUUUUCCUCAUCCUUUGUAGUAGUAAUCAAGAGGCACUUUUAUAUCAA